AACUAACUCCCACUCAAUCCAUUAACUAACUCCCACUAACUCCCACUCAAUCCAUUAACUCUCACUAACUCCCACUCAAUCCAUUAACUCCCACUCACUCCCAUUAACUUCUACUCAAUCCAUUAACUCCCACUCGCCCUGAAUCCCAUUAACUCCCACACACCCUGCGGCUCGGUGAGUCUAAAAAUUCCUGCUUAGUGUGAAUCGAGCACAUUGGAUUGGCCUAGAAUUAGAAAUUCACCCCAGGUGAGUAUUGUCUAGAAUUCAAAGUUUAAAACCAAAGUCAGACUGUCAUGCCCUCGAUCAGGUCAGAUAGACGACGAUUGCCAGCGUUAACUGAAAUGGCUUUAUUUACAGGUUUUGGCAUUACAGCAGUAACGUAGUAGAUAAUAAGGAUAAGGAAAGGGAAAUAUAAACGUUAAGGCAAUAUGCCCUUUAAAGAAAACAACCAAGUGUGCCAAAUAAUAAGCUGGAGAAAGUAUCGUAAGAAUAACAAGACAGGAAUAGGAACUAAUAAGAGUCAGGGAAAGAAAAGCAACAGUUUAUAAAUCAAUAUGUUCUGCACUGUCCAGAUUAGAUAAGGAGUAGGGGUUGUUGCAAUUAAGGUAGGAUGCAACGCAGGUAAGUACCGGAGUGUAGAUAAUCCAAGUAGGAUGCAAUGCAGGUAAGUACCGGAGUGUAGAUAAUAACCCAAGUAGGAUGCAAUGCAGGUAAGUACCGGAGUGUAGAUAAUAACCCAGGUAGGAUGCAAUGCAGGUAAGUACCGGAGUGUAGAUAAUAACCCAAGUAGGAUGCAAUGCAGGUAAGUACCGGAGUGUAGAUAAUAACCCAAGUAGGAUGCAAUGCAGGUAAGUACCGGAGUGUAGAUAAAAACCCAAGUAGGAUGCAAUGCAGGUAAGUACAGGAGUGUAGAUAAUAACCCAAGUAGGAUGCAAUGCAGGUAAGUACCGGAGUGUAGAUAAUAACCCAGGUAGGAUGCAAUGCAGGUAAGUACCGGAGUGUAGAUAAUAACCCAAGUAGGAUGCAAUGCAGGUAAGUACCGGAGUGUAGAUAAUAACCCAAGUAGGAUGCAAUGCAGGUAAGUACCGGAGUGUAGAUAAUAAUCCAAGUAGGAUGCAAUUCAGGUAAGUACCGGAGUGUAGAUAAUAACCCAAGUAGGAUGCAAUGCAGGCACAGGAGGUAGAUAAUCCAAGUAGGAUGCAGGAGCAGGUGGGGUACAGGAGUGUAGAUAAGAACCCGCGAUGCAAUGCAGGUAAGUACCGGAGUGUAGAUAAUAACCCAAGUAGGAUGCAACGCAGGUAAGUACCGGAGUGUAGAUAAUAACCCAGGUAGGAUGCAACGCAGGUAAGUACAGGAGUGUAGAUAAUAACCCAGGUAGGAUGCAACGCAGGUAAGUACCGGAGUGUAGAUAAUAAUCCAAGUGGGAUGCAAUUCAGGUAAGUACAGGAGUGUAGAUAAUAACCCAAGUGGGAUGCAAUUCAGGUAAGUACCGGAGUGUAGAUAAUAACCCAAGUAGGAUGCAACGCAGGUAAGUACCGGAGUGUAGAUAAUAAUCCAAGUAGGAUGCAACGCAGGUAAGUACCGGAGUGUAGAUAAUAAUCCAAGUAGGUGCAAACGCAGGUAAGUACCGGAGUGUAGAUAAUAACCCAAGUAGGAUGCAGUGAAGGUAAGUACCGGAGUGUAGAUAAUAAUCCAAGUAGGAUGCAAUGCAGGUAAGUACCGGAGUGUAGAUAAUAAUCCAAGUAGGAUGCAACGCAGGUAAGUACCGGAGUGUAGAUAAUAACCCAAGUAGGAUGCAGUGAAGGUAAGUACCGGAGUGUAGAUAAUAACCCAAGUGGGAUGCAACGCAGGUAAGUACAGGAGUGUAGAUAAAAACCCAAGUAGGAUGCAAUGCAGGUAAGUACAGGAGCGUAGAUAAUAGCAAUUGCAGGAUGCAAUGCAGGUAAGUACAGUGUAGAUAGCAGCAAGUAGGAUGCAGCGCAGGUAAGUACGGAGUGUAGAUAAUACUUCCAAGUAAGGAUGCAAAAGCGCGGUAAGUACAGAGUAGCGAAUAGCCAGCGGUAGGAUACGCGCGGUAAAGUACGGUGUAGAUAGCCAAUCCCAAGUGGGAUGCAAUUCAGGUAAGUACAGGAGUGUAGAUAAUAACCCAAGUAGGAUGCAACGCAGGUAAGUACCGGAGUGUAGAUAAUAACCCAAGUAGGAUGCAGUGAAGGUAAGUACCGGAGUGUAGAUAAUAACCCAAGUGGGAUGCAACGCAGGUAAGUACAGGAGUGUAGAUAAAAACCCAAGUAGGAUGCAAUGCAGGUAAGUACAGGAGUGUAGAUAAAAACCCAAGUAGGAUGCAAUGCAGGUAAGUACAGGAGUGUAGAUAAUAACCCAAGUAGGAUGCAAUGCAGGUAAGUACCGGAGUGUAGAUAAUAAUCCAAGUGGGAUGCAAUUCAGGUAAGUACAGGAGUGUAGAUAAUAACCCAAGUGGGAUGCAAUUCAGGUAAGUACCGGAGUGUAGAUAAUAACCCAAGUAGGAUGCAAUGCAGGUAAGUACCGGAGUGUAGAUAAUAACCCAAGUAGGAUGCAAUGCAGGUAAGUACCGGAGUGUAGAUAAUAACCCAAGUAGGAUGCAACGCAGGUAAGUACCGGAGUGUAGAUAAUAAUCCAAGUAGGAUGCAAUUCAGGUAAGUACCGGAGUGUAGAUAAUAACCCAAGUAGGAUGCAAUGCAGGUAAGUACCGGAGUGUAGAUAAUCCAAGUAGGAUGCAACGCAGGUAAGUACCGGAGUGUAGAUCUCUCACAGGAGCCAGGAACUGAAGUAAUAGAGUGAACACCAACUUCAAUGUAAAGGCCCCCUACCUUGCCGGGAGUGGCCAUUUAUAGCAGACUUUUUUUAUAAGAUACAGGUGAUUAAGAGGAGACUAGUGACUAGGGAGGCCACUAGAGGUGAAAACCAGGUAUUGUAUUUAAAGGGCCGGUUAUAAAUGAAAAAGUCUUACUUGUCAGUCUGGGAACCUGACAGAGACUGGAAGUUAGCUGGAAUGAAAUUCACUUUGCAUUGCCGACAAUUCUCACUAUAGUAAGUAACCACGCUGGAGUUACUGACUGUGUGUGUGUUAGUAAAUAACCACAUUGGAGUUACUGACUGUGUGUGUGUGUUAGUAAAUAACUGCGUUGGAGUUACUGACUGUGUGUGUGUUAGUAAAUAUCCGCAUUGGAGUUACUGACUGUGUGUGUGUGUGUGUUAGUAAAUAUCCGCAUUGGAGUUACUGACUGUGUGUGUGUUAGUAAAUAACCGCGUUGGAGUUACUGACAAUGUGUGUGUUAGUAAAUAACCGCGUUGGAGUUACUGACAAUGUGUGUGUGUUAGUAAAUAACCACGUUGGAGUUACUGACAAUGUGUGUGUGUUAGUAAAUAUCCGCAUUGGAGUUACUGACAAUGUGUGUGUUAGUAAAUAACCGCGUUGGAGUUACUGACAAUGUGUGUGUGUGUUAGUAAAUAACCGCGUUGGAGUUACUGACAAUGUGUGUGUGUUAGUAAAUAUCCGCAUUGGAGUUACUGACUGUGUGUGUGUGUGUGUUAGUAAAUAUCCGCAUUGGAGUUACUGACUGUGUGUGUGUUAGUAAAUAACCGCGUUGGAGUUACUGACAAUGUGUGUGUGUGUUAGUAAAUAACCGCGUUGGAGUUACUGACAAUGUGUGUGUUAGUAAAUAACCGCGUUGGAGUUACUGACAAUGUGUGUGUGUUAGUAAAUAACCACGUUGGAGUUACUGACAAUGUGUGUGUGUUAGUAAAUAUCCGCAUUGGAGUUACUGACAAUGUGUGUGUUAGUAAAUAUCCGCAUUGGAGUUACUGACUGUGUGUGUGUGUGUGUUAGUAAAUAUCCGCAUUGGAGUUACUGACUGUGUGUGUGUUAGUAAAUAACCGCAUUGGAGUUACUGACAAUGUGUGUGUGUUAGUAAAUAUCCGCAUUGGAGUUACUGACUGUGUGUGUGUGUGUGUUAGUAAAUAUCCGCAUUGGAGUUACUGACUGUGUGUGUGUUAGUAAAUAACCGCGUUGGAGUUACUGACAAUGUGUGUGUUAGUAAAUAGCCGUGUUGGAGUUACUGACAAUGUGUGUGUUAGUAAAUAGCCGUGUUGGAGUUACUGACAAUGUGUGUGUUAGUAAAUAACCGUGUUGGAGUUACUGACAAUGUGUGUGUGUGUGUUGGUAAAUAACCGCGUUGGAGUUACUGGCUGUGUGUGUGUGUUACUGACAAUGUGUGUGUGUUAGUAAAUAACCCAUUGGAGUUAGUGACAAUGUGUGUGUGUGUGUUAGUAAAUAACCGCGUUGGAGUUACUGACUGUGUGUGUGUGUGUUAGUAAAUAACCGAGUUGGAUUUACUGACUGAGUGUGUGUGUGUGUUAGUAAAUAACCGCGUUGGAGUUACUGACAGUGUGUGUGUGUGUGUUAGUAAAUAACCGCGUUGGAGUUACUGACUGUGUGUGUUAGUAAAUAACCGCGUUGGAGUUACUGACUGUGUGUGUGUGUGUUAGUAAAUAACCGAGUUGGAUUUACUGACUGAGUGUGUGUGUGUGUUAGUAAAUAACCGCGUUGGAGUUACUGACAGUGUGUGUGUGUGUGUUAGUAAAUAACCGCGUUGGAGUUACUGACUGUGUGUGUUAGUAAAUAACCGCGUUGGAGUUACUGACAAUGUGUGUGUGUUAGUAAGUAACUGCGUUGGAGUUACUGAUAAUGUGUGUGUGUGUGUUAGUAAAUAACAGCGUUGGAGUUACUGACAAUGUGUGUGUGUGUGUGUUAGUAAGUAACUGCGUUGGAGUUACUGAUAAUGUGUGUGUGUGUGUUAGUAAAUAACCGCGUUGGAGUUACUGACAAUGUGUGUGUGUUAGUAAGUAACUGCGUUGGAGUUACUGACAAUUUGUGUGUGUUAGUAAAUAACCGCGUUGGAGUUACUGACUGUGUGUGUGUUAGUAAAUAACCGCGUUGGAGUUACUGACAAUGUGUGUAUUAGUAAAUAACCACGUUGGAGUUACUGACAGUGUGUGUGUGUGUGUUAGUAAAUAAUCCAUUGGAGUUAGUGACAAUGUGUGUGUGUGUGUGUUAGUAAAUAACCGUGUUAGAGUUACUGACAAUGUGUGUGUUAGUAAAUAACCAUGUUGGAGUUACUGACAAUGUGUGUGUUAGUAAAUAACCACGUUGGAGUUACUGACAAUGUGUGUGUGUGCUAGUAAAUAACCCAUUGGAGUUACUGACAAUGUGUGUGUUAGUAAGUAAUCGCGUUGGAGUUACUGACUGUGUGUGUGUGUGUGUUAGUAAAUAACCGCGUUGGAGUUACUGACUGUGUGUGUGUGUGUUAGUAAAUAACCACGUUGGAGUUACUGACUGUGUGUGUGUGUGUUAGUAAAUAACCGCGUUGGAGUUACUGACAAUGUGUGUGUGUUAGUAAGUAACCGCGUUGGAGUUACUGACAAUGUGUGUGUUAGUAAAUAACCGCGUUGGAGUUACUGACAAUGUGUGUGUGUGUGUUAGUAAAUAGCCGUGUUGGAGUUACUGACUGUGUGUGUGUGUUAGUAAAUAACCAUGUUGGAGUUACUGACAAUGUGUGUGUUAGUAAAUAACCGUGUUGGAGUUACUGACAAUGUGUGUGUUAGUAAAUAACCGCGUUGGAGUUACUGACAAUGUGUGUGUGUUAGUAAAUAACCACGUUGGAGUUACUGACAAUGUGUGUGUGUUAGUAAAUAUCCGCAUUGGAGUUACUGACAAUGUGUGUGUUAGUAAAUAACCGCGUUGGAGUUACUGACAAUGUGUGUGUGUGUUAGUAAAUAACCGCGUUGGAGUUACUGACAAUGUGUGUGUGUUAGUAAAUAUCCGCAUUGGAGUUACUGACAAUGUGUGUGUGUUAGUAUAUAUCCGCAUUGGAGUUACUGACUGUGUGUGUGUGUGUGUUAGUAAAUAUCCGCAUUGGAGUUACUGACUGUGUGUGUGUUAGUAAAUAACCGCAUUGGAGUUACUGACAAUGUGUGUGUGUUAGUAAAUAUCCGCAUUGGAGUUACUGACUGUGUGUGUGUGUGUGUUAGUAAAUAUCCGCAUUGGAGUUACUGACUGUGUGUGUGUUAGUAAAUAACCGCGUUGGAGUUACUGACAAUGUGUGUGUUAGUAAAUAGCCGUGUUGGAGUUACUGACAAUGUGUGUGUUAGUAAAUAGCCGUGUUGGAGUUACUGACAAUGUGUGUGUUAGUAAAUAACCGUGUUGGAGUUACUGACAAUGUGUGUGUGUGUGUUGGUAAAUAACCGCGUUGGAGUUACUGGCUGUGUGUGUGUGUUACUGACAAUGUGUGUGUGUUAGUAAAUAACCCAUUGGAGUUAGUGACAAUGUGUGUGUGUGUGUUAGUAAAUAACCGCGUUGGAGUUACUGACUGUGUGUGUGUGUGUUAGUAAAUAACCGAGUUGGAUUUACUGACUGAGUGUGUGUGUGUGUUAGUAAAUAACCGCGUUGGAGUUACUGACAGUGUGUGUGUGUGUGUUAGUAAAUAACCGCGUUGGAGUUACUGACUGUGUGUGUUAGUAAAUAACCGCGUUGGAGUUACUGACUGUGUGUGUGUGUGUUAGUAAAUAACCGAGUUGGAUUUACUGACUGAGUGUGUGUGUGUUAGUAAAUAACCGCGUUGGAGUUACUGACAAUGUGUGUGUGUUAGUAAGUAACUGCGUUGGAGUUACUGAUAAUGUGUGUGUGUGUGUUAGUAAAUAACAGCGUUGGAGUUACUGACAAUGUGUGUGUGUGUGUGUUAGUAAGUAACUGCGUUGGAGUUACUGAUAAUGUGUGUGUGUGUGUUAGUAAAUAACCGCGUUGGAGUUACUGACAAUGUGUGUGUGUUAGUAAGUAACUGCGUUGGAGUUACUGACAAUUUGUGUGUGUUAGUAAAUAACCGCGUUGGAGUUACUGACUGUGUGUGUGUUAGUAAAUAUCCGCAUUGGAGUUACUGACUGUGUGUGUGUGUGUGUUAGUAAAUAAUCCAUUGGAGUUAGUGACAAUGUGUGUGUGUGUGUGUUAGUAAAUAACCGCGUUAGAGUUACUGACAAUGUGUGUGUUAGUAAAUAACCAUGUUGGAGUUACUGACAAUGUGUGUGUUAGUAAAUAACCACGUUGGAGUUACUGACAAUGUGUGUGUGUGCUAGUAAAUAACCCAUUGGAGUUACUGACAAUGUGUGUGUUAGUAAGUAAUCGCGUUGGAGUUACUGACUGUGUGUGUGUGUGUGUUAGUAAAUAACCGCGUUGGAGUUACUGACUGUGUGUGUGUGUGUUAGUAAAUAACCACGUUGGAGUUACUGACUGUGUGUGUGUGUGUUAGUAAAUAACCGCGUUGGAGUUACUGACAAUGUGUGUGUGUUAGUAAGUAACCGCGUUGGAGUUACUGACAAUGUGUGUGUUAGUAAAUAACCGCGUUGGAGUUACUGACAAUGUGUGUGUGUGUGUUAGUAAAUAGCCGUGUUGGAGUUACUGACUGUGUGUGUGUGUUAGUAAAUAACCAUGUUGGAGUUACUGACUGUGUGUGUGUGUGUGUGUGUGUGUGUUAGUAAAUAACCAUGUUGGAGUUACUGACAAUGUGUAUGUGUGUUAGUAAAUAGCCGUGUUGGAGUUACUGACUGUGUGUGUGUUAGUAAAUAACCAUGUUGGAGUUACUGACUAUGUGUGUGUGUGUGUGUUAGUAAAUAACCAUGUUGGAGUUACUGACUGUGUGUGUGUGUGUUAGUAAAUAACCAUGUUGGAGUUACUGACUGUGUGUGUGUUUGUAAAUAACCGUGUUGGAGUUACUGACUGUGUGUGUGUGUGUGUUGGUAAAUAACUUGUUGGAUUUUGUGCCUUUUUUGCUCAAUCGCCUGAUGAAACACUGGACUGCAAAAUAUGUAGUAAAAGUGAGUUAAAAACACCCCCCAACCCAAAACCAAACACUCUAGUCUCCAUUAUACUGAGUAUUGGGUGUCGCCAUCUUGUAAUCCUGUUCCCAUGAUUCCUUGCAUAGCACCCCAUGUUGCCCUGAGAUGCAAUCACAAGUCAAUGUGAACCCAACUUGUGAGAACAAAUUAAAGAAUCCAGGGAAACAUAAUAAACCUCGUUUUAGGUUAAAUCAAACGACAUUACGUUCUUUUGCAGAAUAUAUUUGGGUAGCUUGAAAAUAAACAUAUGGAUUAGUGCUAAAUUGUUAAAAUUGAUAAUCACAGAUUGUGACUGUUUUUUGAAGGAGUAAGUAGCAAAAUCCAUCUGAAAACCUCAAUACAAUAUGGAGGAUAUCUCUGCAUAAGUUACAAAGUAACAUUCCUUGGAAGAAUGAAGUGAAUGUGUAUUGAGCAGUUAGAUUACAAUGGCCAGGAAAUGUAUUCAACCUGGACUCCUGUUUCUGAUCUCUCAGGUUUAGGAUAACAAUGGAAUUCUCUUCACCUCCUCCACUUCCACCAUCAUUCACACCUUCACCUUGCUUCUAUUAGGAGCAAAUCAGAGCUGCUAUAAAUGAUACAUCAUGCUCCAUUCCCCAGUUGGACACAUGUAGAGACCACAACCAUCAGGUCAGGUUAUAACCUUGGGAUCACAUUGCCUCAGACAGAGCUGGAAGAUGCCUGGAUUCAAGCAGGAAUCAGUGGAUAUAUUCCCAGCCUACAUCCUAGAACAAGUGGAAUAUGAGGGCCCAGGACCACAUUAUCUAUCUGCACAAGGUAAUAAACUCACCAAGAAUCCUGUAGGAAUGAGAGUGAAAUUGUGACAUAGAUUCUUGAUAUCAGGCCUGAAUGAAGCACUGGUUUAUAAUCUUUUUUUUUUUUAUAUCUAUUUGAAGGACACAUUCCUAAUAUGGCCAUCAAUGAUCAUAGAGGGGGUCAGAUUUGCCAGUCUCCAAACCUACCCAACCAACAGCAAGUUACAGAAAAUGCUGAGGUACCCCAUCGCAGAAGGCGGACAACCUUUAACCCACACGAUUUGUUCGUAAUGGAGAGUUUCUUUCAAAUAAACAAAUAUCCAGAUAUAUAUGAACGGGAGAAACUGGCCAACCAAAUCAACCUGCCAGAGGCACGAGUUCAGGUAAGCGCUUAUGUUCAACUAUCCACAGUCCCUAAUGUUACUCACACAACCAUCAAUCUUUAUUAGUAAACUUAUUGCUGUGUAUUUUUUAAGCAGUUGAUUAAAAAGACAAUUUUCUAUGUACAUAUCAAAUGUUGAAUAUAUGAUACUUUUUUGAACUUCGCUUAUUGUAAAUUUCAGUUCCAAAGUUAAAAUAUUGCAUGUAGAACUUAUUAAAUGACUCCGAGAUGAGCUCAGUAUUAAGGAUAGUUUUAAGGGUUUAUUAUUACACACACCUGCAUUCUCAGUGGAGAUAUCAGUCUUUGGGUAAGAACAUCAUAUUGAUCAUAUUAUUGGAAAUAUUUCUGUUAUGUUUAUCACAUGGAUAAUUUAUUAUAUCUGUAUGUAUCUCAUUGAAACAUUUGUGUAUAUCUUAUAUACUUGGUAAAUGUAUUGCAUGUCUCUGUUUCAGGUCUGGUUCCAAAACCGGAGGGCAAAAGCCAAACGAGUGAAGGCUAAGGCGGCCAGUAGAGAUGCAGUGUCACAGCUUUGUCUCAGUGGCCAUGGACCCAGGGCCCAUCCUUAUCCACAAGUACUGUAUUCAUCAAUGCCAGGAAAUUACAAAGUGCUUGCCAAACAACACAUGGAACAGGUGGCACAUGUCCAGGGCCCUGCACCCCUUCUUUAUAGCCAGAAGCCACUCUUCAACCAGGCACCAAGUCCUGUAAAUGGAGAUAAUUUUACCGAACCGGGGAUGUUGGUCCAACAGAUGCAGGCUCCUUCAGCAUCAUUCCACCAUUAUGGAAUGGAUCCUUAUGGCUACUAUGACCAACUUUCUGUAGCCGAUGUUGGCAUAAUUGAUGGACAUAAAACCUGCUGAUUCACCCCAGGAGUCUGGUUGACUCGGAAAACACUUUUACAUCUUUGAUGUCAAUUCAUGAAGAGAAACUUAAGGUCAAACUUUUGAAUAGAUUGUUCUGAGCCAUUACUGAUGGCAAAAGCCCUAAUAUAUUGAUGGAGAUGAUGCAC
Messenger RNA from Pelobates cultripes (western spadefoot toad), 10066 nucleotides. The record is from the annotation of a GenBank genome assembly. Lineage: Eukaryota; Metazoa; Chordata; Amphibia; Anura; Pelobatidae.